This is a messenger RNA of Megachile rotundata (alfalfa leafcutting bee), 969 nucleotides long. RefSeq names its product sodium channel protein Nach-like. Gene Ontology annotation, cellular component: plasma membrane. The record is from RefSeq and is a predicted model, not a curated record. NCBI's taxonomy places the organism in Eukaryota, Metazoa, Arthropoda, Insecta, Hymenoptera, Megachilidae. Gene Ontology annotation, biological process: sodium ion transmembrane transport. Gene Ontology annotation, molecular function: ligand-gated sodium channel activity.
AUGUUUUGCGUAGCGGAGUCAGUCUUCGGUGAACGGAAAGCAAAGAAAUUUCAAAAAGAAAACUCGUUCACGAUGAUCAGAAAAAUAGGCAGCAAGAAUCAAGAGUUUUUGUAUUUCAAUACGAACAACGACACGACAAUCGCGAAACGAUUGAUGAGCAAAACUGUUAACGUGAAUACGAAAUCGAUCGUUGAUCAAUCGCCGAAAGAAGAGAAUAAAAUUGCGACGCCUCGAGAUGUUCUGAACGAUUUCCUGGAGAGCACGUCUGUACAUGGCUUACAGUAUUUUGGGAAAAUUGAUAUUAAGGUUGGAGCUGUGGGGAAAGUCUUGUGGACUUGUGCGAUGCUUACUGGAUUUGUUUGUCUGAGUCUAAUGGUGAUGCAAUUUCUAACUCGCUACCGGGAAAAUCCGACGAAUACGUUCAUCAAAGAUUUUACAGCACCGAUAUUCAAAGUACCAUUUCCGGCAGUAACCAUUUGUCCUCUGACGCCGGCGUCCAUGAGCAAGCGAUUAGCCAUUUUGGACAGCACUAUUUUGCCCGCGAACAUGAGCAGAGAGCUCGCUAUGUACUUUUUGAAAUUUGGUCAUCAAAUAACGCUUCCUUAUGGGUUGGCCAUUUUCAACCACACCGAAAAGUUGGAACUGCUCCUGAAGACGAAUAAAUGGACUAUAUUGGAUUUUUUGAAGAUGUUGCAUCCCUGCGAGGAUAUAUACGAAUCCUGUUGGUGGAACAACGAACGUGUUGAUUGUAAUAAGUUCAUCAAGUUCUCUCACACCUCUUACGGUUUAUGCUGCUCUUUUAAUUACGUUCUGGAGCAAUCUCAACCAAAGAUAAUGCCAGUAACUUCAGUUAGUUUUGGUCCAUGGAGCGGUUUGAAACUAGUAAUAAAGAAGGAAAUACUCGCCUUUGAUAAGGACGAUGAUAACAGUACCGUGAAUCGUGCUUACGGUGUCGGGGUACGAAUUUAA